CUCCGCACCUCCCAGCAGCUCAUCCUGUUGUGGCUCAAUCCCGUGCAGUUCCUCAGCGGUGCCUUUGGCUACAGCCCACUGCAUACUUUCUUGGACAGAUUCAUCUAUGAGUACCUGAAGGACCUAGAAGAAGUCAUUGAAACUCUGAUGGGGAGGCUGGAAGAUGGCAGCCCCCAGACUGGGGAGAUCUCCAGGCAGACCUACAGCAACCUGAACAUCGACUUGUACAACGAUGACACACUGUUCAAGUACUACAGGCUGCUCUACUGCUUCCGGACAGACAUGGACAAGUUCGCAACAUUCCUGCGCAUUGUGAAGUGCCGCUCUGUGGAGGACAGCUGUGGCCUCUAGCUGCCAGGUGGCAUCCCUGACACCCCUAGCCCAGUGCCUCUCCUGGACCAAAAAAGUGGCACUCCAGUGUUCACCAG
Messenger RNA from Sapajus apella (tufted capuchin), 428 nucleotides. Its product is annotated as somatotropin-like. Gene Ontology annotation, cellular component: extracellular region. NCBI's taxonomy places the organism in Eukaryota, Metazoa, Chordata, Mammalia, Primates, Cebidae. The record is from RefSeq and is a predicted model, not a curated record. Gene Ontology annotation, molecular function: hormone activity. The transcript has 2 exons. The annotation marks the transcript as partial. Gene Ontology annotation, biological process: positive regulation of growth; animal organ development; positive regulation of receptor signaling pathway via JAK-STAT.